AGUUGGCUGCUUAUAUACAUAACCUAAAACUUUACUAUGUUGAUUUGAAUUCAAUAACAAAUCAGCAUCGGGUUCUUUUAGGUAACUUAGUGUAAGUGUUGUAUUAUUCUGGCGACAAUUUCAAAAUGGCUAAGGCUAAGGAAGUAGUCGCUUCUAAUACACCUGGGUCUACUGAUCCUAAAAAGAAGUUAAGACCUAGCAAAGUCAAGAGUUUGGCUAAACAUCAAGAGAAAAAAAAGGCUAAAGCAGCAAAAGGUGUCGUACAAAAGAAAACUAAACCAAAUUUAGCUAGUGGCACUGCUACAUGGAAAGUAGUGUACAAAAGUGGAACUUGGCGUUUUGUUCACCGCCCAACUGAAAAAAAAUUGCAUGCCAAAGCAAGAGCUGCUGGAAAGCCAAUUGAAACACCAAAAAAGAAAAAAUCUGUUAUUGUUAAGCCAAUCAAGGGUGAAAAGAAUGGUGAAACUCGCUUAGUGCAUACUGUUAAACGAAAAGCCUACUACCCAACCUUGAAAAAGCCUAAGAAGCACAGAUCUCGUGGACUCUUUAAAAAUCACAAACGUAACACACGCUCUUCUUUGACUCCAGGAACAAUUGUUAUUUUGUUAACUGGUGUUCACAAAGGUAAACGAGCAAUUUUAUUGAAAGUACUUGAUUCUGGUUUACUAUUGAUCACUGGUCCAUUCAUUUUGAAUGCUAUUCCUCUAAGACGUGUCCAUCAAGGUCAUGUAAUUGCUACUAAGACUAAGUUGGAUAUAUCCAGUGUUAAACUUCCAGAACAAGUUGACGAUAAAUAUUUUAAGCGAGUUCAAUUAAAGAAGAAACCUAAAAAGAAUGAAAGCAAAAGCUUGUUUGUUGCUAAACCAAAAACCUAUCGACCAUCUGAGACUAGGAAGUCUGAUCAAAAAUUGGUAGAUGCUGAAGUAUUGAAUAUUCUGAAGAAACAUCCAGCUAAAAAGUCACUUUUCUUGUACCUUUCAUCAAUGUUUGGUUUAAGAAAUAACCAAUAUCCACACAGAAUGCAAUUUUAAGCAAUCUUUGUGUAUUAAGUUGUUUCUAUUUUGUAUGAAUACAUGACGAAUAUAAUUGAUUGUGUAUUUUUA
Daktulosphaira vitifoliae (grape phylloxera) is the source of this 1103-nucleotide messenger RNA. RefSeq names its product 60S ribosomal protein L6-like. The transcript is spliced from 5 exons. Bases 126 to 1031 code for a protein of 301 amino acids. Gene Ontology annotation, cellular component: cytosolic large ribosomal subunit; ribosome. The record is from RefSeq and is a predicted model, not a curated record. Gene Ontology annotation, biological process: cytoplasmic translation; ribosomal large subunit assembly. Gene Ontology annotation, molecular function: RNA binding; structural constituent of ribosome. Lineage: Eukaryota; Metazoa; Arthropoda; Insecta; Hemiptera; Phylloxeridae.